UUAUUUUCAGAGACCUUUGAACCACGGCAAACCAAACUGAGCUGAUUGUUGACAAAGUGCAGAAAAUACCUGUUUGAGUGGUUCAAUUAGAAAAUGCUCCUUGGACCGGCCUUUUUGGAUACCGAGAUUCAGCAGCAAAAAAAAGCAUAAAUGAUUCAGUCUAUAUAAAUUGAACUAAAUAAUACAUUUCUGUUGAGGUGACUCAUAACUUCCGGCUCCAACUUUGGCACCAGCAGUCACCUCGGCAGUGGGUGUCUUCUGUUGUCUCUGUUGGAUCUUAUUGCGCAUACUGCUGGAGAGCUAAAAACGGACCAGAGAAGCAGCAGCCUGGGACGAAGUAGAAGAGCCCGCUGCGGAGGGACUGACAGCGGGACGCGCAUGGAUCAGACCUCGGACCGCUUGAUCGGAACGCGGUGUGACGGGGAAUUAUUAAUUCACCGAUGCGGGCCUGAAAAUAGGAAUCCUGCAUCUUCAGGUCUCUGGAGCCUCUGUUCCGAAGGUCUGUUUCAUCUGCAGCCUUCAGCGGGGUCUCUGAGCUCGCUAAACUAUUCCCACCGUGUCUGAUUAAUUACAAUUCAUUUUCUGUACUGACAGCAGUCAAAAGGAUUCGGGGUUUCAUUAGGUCUGGGUUCAUUGGAAUUAAUGUGAAAUGAUAUAAAACCGCACAGUCGGUCUCAACAAAGGGUCCUGCAGAGAUCAAUUAUGCGAGAGCACUGUUGAGGUCGGGGGAACGACCCCCACGCGUGUUCCCGUUUGGACGCGUUAUCCAGAGUUCACCUUUGUUCGUCUUUGGAGGAGCGGACGUGAUCCGUCAGCCAAUAAAAACCCUCCUUCAUUGUGUUCGGAACAGAGUUGUUGUUCCAGUGCAGUGGUGCCAAUUCCUUUUUGAUUGCGUAAGGAGUCGCGGUUUAAAAUUAAAUAACAUUUUGAGCACUUUUGAGCUCUACCACAAUGAAGAAAGGGAAUAAACUGUUGGUUUCUGUCUUAAGGGCCCUCUUAAAACAUUACAGUGCAACACAGAUGUGAAAUAUGAAUCAGUUUAAUAUUGAGAUGUAACAAACAGGCAGAAAAUAUCUCCCUCUGUGCCAACGGGUUCCGACUCAUUCAUCGCUAAAUUCGGUUGGACAAAAUCAACUAAACAAACGUCAUUCUGAAACUAGCGACUGAGACCAUAAACUCAUGAUUGCGACGUUCAUUGAGGUAAAAAUUCAAGUGGCCAUUUUCUCCUGGAAUAAGAGAAAAAAGUCAGACUUUGUGCAACCAAAGCAGUCGCCCCCUGGUGGCCACUCGGGAGAAGGCAGGUUUAAGCCGCCUCAGCAUUAGCUUCACUUUUCAGAGCAGAUUUAUUGUUACAAAGAUGUAUUGUUAUAAAUCAAAUACUUAUUUCUAAACCUGGAAGCAACGGUUUGAUUAAUACGCCUUUUAAUUUAUUUUAUUUUGUCUCUCCUUCGUUCAACAUACAGCUGUGCUGCUGCUCUUUUACUGUUACAUGCUGUGUUUGUCUAUUUAGUGACUGGAUGUGAGUAGAAUAAUUGACGUAAACUCCACUAUUGAACACGAAACCGUGAAAACGACCCUCCGGCUCAUCCGGGUGCUUCUGAGGCAACGUUGAAGUGACGUCAGCCGGAGGAGACGCGGCGACCACCUUCUGAUUCAUUACAGUUUAAAAAAAUAUUGCUGCAUGGUUGCGAGCGUUCGUGCAUGCAUGUGUGUGUGUGUGUGUGUGUGCAUGUGUGUGUGUGCGUGUGCACGCAGCAGCGGCUGCCCCCCCCCCGACUUUACUCCUCUCGUAUUCAGCGGAUCUACUCGGAGCUCCCGUCGGCAGGAGCGCACACAUCUGAGGAGUCUGAUACGAGGAGCGAUUCUUUUUCAAAUAUUUCUUUUGGACCGAAAACACGGACGGAUUAUCUGAGGCGCUGCGUGAGAUCCAGGUGCAACUUUGCCCAGUUUCUGUUCUGUUCUGUUCUUUUUGGUGAAGGUCUUCAGCCCGGAUCUCCAGAUCCCACUGCAGCCCUGUGAUGGACUGAAGGUGUGAGGAGAAAGAGAGAGAGAGACAGAGUGGGGGUGAGGGGGGUCUGCAUCAUGUUUCCUGAGGAAGCCUGUUAACCGCCUUUGGGGAUUAUCGGGUUGGCGCCGCUUGGAGGGGCGGUCGGGGGGGGGCCCGGUGACGUACACAAUGUAGGAUCUCCGAAGGUGUUCAGCGGAGCAGCAGCGCCUGCAGACCAGAUGACCAACCCCUGGAAGGAUGCUGCCAGCAAGGACCCCCGAUUCUCACCCGCCCUUCCCUCUGCCCAACCUGUGAAUGGGUUUUAAUGAGGACCGAGGGAAACCAGGACAGUGACCCCCCUGCUGGGGCUUCCCCGGACCAUGGAUCCGUCCCGGGACGGGCCGUCCAGCUUCUCUCCGCUGCUGCAGCCCGACGGCUUUCAGGAAAGACUCAACCACACCUACACCCUCCGCAGCUCCAUGAUGCUGCCCGCCCCCUUCAGCUCCCCCCCGGCCUCCCUCCCUCACCCCUUACCCUCUCUGCUGCCCUCCUCCGUCAUCUCCUCCCCUUUGUUCUCCACCGCCUCCGCCACCCGACAGCCCCCCGCCUCCGCCUUCCCUGCGUCCCCCUCCACCUUUUUCGCCGGCGACCUGGCCGACCUGGAGAGCAUGCUGCUCUGGACUCUGCACGAGCCCGGCACCAUCGCCCUGACCGCCAUGUACUGUCUGUCUUUCCUCCUGGGGUUCGUGGAGAAUUUGAUGUCCCUGCGCGUCCUCACCACCAGGCGGAGCCGGCGGCUGGCCGGCGUGAGCGCCACGCGCAACCUCCUGGUGAACUUGGCCGUGUGUGACCUGGCGGUGGUGUGCGUGUGCAUGCCCAUCACCCUGGGCAGCCAGAUCUACAGCGCCUGGGUCUACGGCGACCUCCUCUGUCGAGCGGUGCCCUUCACGCAGGCCGUUUCCGUCUCGGCCAGCGUGUUGACGCUGACCGUGAUCAGCGUCAACCGCUACUACAGCGUUCGGUCGCCGCUGCGCGCCCGCUCCAUGUUCACCCGCCGCCGCAUCUUGGCGACCGUGGCCGUGGUGUGGGCGGUGUCUUCGGUCAUGUGCGCCCCUAUCGCGGUGAUGAACCGGCGGCGCAGGAUCAGCUUCGGGACGUUCGCCAUCCUGGUCUGCGAGGAGAAGUGGCCUCAGCAUCGCCUGAAACAGGGAUACAACGUGCUGCUCUUCGUGAUGCUCUACUGCCUGCCGGUGACCUUUAACCUCACCAUCGGCUUCUUGACCGGCAGGCGGCUGUGGGGAGGGAGGAAAUCCACCUUCGCCGACCUCGACCCCCGCAGCGAAGCUCUGCACGCCUCGCGCCUCAAGACGCGCCAGAAGAUCGCCAAGAUGGUGGUGUGCCUGGUGCUGCUGUUCGCGGCGUCCUGGCUGCCGCUCUACCUGGUCGACCUCUGGAUCGACUGCGAGCAGCGCCCGCCGUCCUGGCUCCUGCAGACCCGCCCCUUCGCCCAGUGGCUGGGCCUCACCAACUCCAGCCUCAACCCCAUCUGCUACUGCUUCAUCGGGGACCUGUACCGCUCGGCCAAGGUCAUACGCACACGCUACUACCAGAAGGUCGCCGCUCUGUUCGGCACCGCCUCCUUCUCCAGCUCGGCCGCCGCGGCCUCCCCCGGCUCGGUGAUCACGGACGCCGGGCUGACGCCGUCGGCGUCCUUGGCCGCCAUCCCCAGGCUGUUGAGGUUGGCCCGAGGCCAGCGGCUGGGGCAGAAGGCGGCGGCGGCGGCGGCGGCGGACGACGGCUCGGACGGCCCGGCGGGCUCCCAGCACAGCAUCUCAGACUGGUGCCGCUCCAGUCCCAGCGCGUGUGACGGCUCGCCGUUGCCCUGCCAGCUGCACGCGCCCCGGCACGCCGCGCCAAGCGCGCACCUCCCGCCCACCAGGAGACACUCGGCGAAUGAGGGCGCGGGGUCGCUACCUUUGCGAGUGGCGUCGUUGGAAGUAGACGUGCUGCCGUUGAGGAGGCACUCGGGGGGAAGAAUUUACGGUCGGUCAGCCGACGACAGAGGCGGCGUCGGCGCGGGCGGGGACGCCCUUUGUUACGCCGGACGGCGCGGAGGCGCAACGUCACAGGCCUACUUCCUGGUGGGGGACGGGGAGAACGAGACCACCGAGGUGACCAGCCUGUGAGGUUCGUGUUGAAGAUAAACUGACCUGGUCUCUGCGCAAUGAAGUUCCGGGAUCGACGUUUGCACGGAUGAGUUCACGUUUCCGUGAUUGAGCGAAGCCUGCAGGGACAGAGCUGGGGGGGGAGGA
Molecule: messenger RNA, 4299 nt
Organism: Gasterosteus aculeatus aculeatus (three-spined stickleback)
Lineage: Eukaryota; Metazoa; Chordata; Actinopteri; Perciformes; Gasterosteidae
Product: neuropeptide Y receptor type 2-like
Biological process (GO): G protein-coupled receptor signaling pathway
Cellular component (GO): plasma membrane
Molecular function (GO): G protein-coupled receptor activity
Source: RefSeq, a predicted model, not a curated record